Messenger RNA from Gadus macrocephalus (Pacific cod), 1119 nucleotides. Its product is annotated as deoxyribonuclease gamma-like. The transcript has 10 exons. Lineage: Eukaryota; Metazoa; Chordata; Actinopteri; Gadiformes; Gadidae. Gene Ontology annotation, biological process: DNA catabolic process. The record is from RefSeq and is a predicted model, not a curated record. Gene Ontology annotation, cellular component: nucleus. Gene Ontology annotation, molecular function: DNA nuclease activity. The coding region runs from base 164 to 1099 and encodes 311 amino acids.
GGUCUCACCACCUAGGGAUCGUUAGGCAGGGGGCGGUGCUUAAGCCGGAAGAGUAGUAGGCUGUAAUUUGACCCCACAGGCCUACACCCUGAAACACUUGGCAGACUGAGAAGCAGUGAGACGCACAGUACAGUAGCCACAACCUGAUUUGAGAAGUUGGACCAUGAGGUGGUGCUGUUCCUUUCCGCGUGCCCUGCUCCUCGUCCUGCUCCUCGGCUGGUGGGGUCGGAGUUCAGGGUUCAAGAUCUGUUCCUUCAAACUGCAGAGCCUGAAUAGCACCAAGGCAGCCAAUAAGAGAGUCAUGUAUACACUGAAACGGGUGGUGUCUCGUUGUGACGUCUGUCUGCUGCAGGGCGUGAAUGAUCCAAACGGUUCCGUCAUGAAGCACCUUGUGACCAAGCUGAACAGGGACAAUGACAGUUACGACCACCAGUACCAGACGGCAGCCAGCCGGAGCCAUGGAGCCAAUCCAAAUGACAUGCAGCAAUACGUCUUCCUCUACAGGAAGGAAAUCGUCAGUGUGAGCGACCGUCACCAGUACGAGGGGAAGGGCUUCGCCCGGCCUCCGUUUAUGGUUCGGUUUAAGAGCAGCCAAACAAGCGUGGGGGACUUUGUGCUGGUGGCGGUGAACACGUUGCCGAGCCGGGCGGUGCAGGAGAUGGAUCAGCUCUACGACGUCUUCACGGACAUCAGCAAGAGGUGGAAAACCGAGACGGUGAUGUUCCUGGGGAACUUCAACGCUGGCUGCAGUUACAUGACCCGGCCCAAGAAGAAAGAGAUCCGCCUCUUCACAAAGAAGGGUUUCUAUUGGCUGAUCGGUGACCACGUUGACACAACAACCACUGACACCACAGACUGUGCCUACGACAGGUUUGUGGUGCAUGGUAAGUCGUUCCUGAAGCAGGUGGAGCCGGGGACUGCUUCGGUCUUCAACUACGCUAAGACCUACCAGAUCAAGAAGAUGGAGGCCAUGCACAUAAGCGAACACUUCCCCAUAGAGGUGGAGCUUAAAAGCUCCACCCACCUACCUCAGGCCACACCCCUCCUCAUCCUGCUGAGCCUCUUUGCCUUCCUCUUGUCCGGCCUGGCUGCUCUGUGAUCGUUGGAUUGCGUCUGGAG